AUGUAUCGAAAAUGGAAAGUUCUGACCAAAAAACGAUGCCGUUCUACCGUAAUUGAGACCAUCGAAGCACCACUGCCACUAGUGUGGUCAAUACUACGUCGUUUCGACAAACCACAAGCUUACAAACGUUUCGUGAAGAGUUGCACCAUUCGUAACGAUGGUGAUGGCGAGAGAGGAGAAGGCUCCGUUCGAGACGUGAAGUUGGUCUCCGGUGUUCCAGGGGAUUUCAGCACGGAGAGGCUCGACAAACUAGACGAUGAGUCUCACGUAAUGGUGGUAAGUAUCAUUGGUGGUAACCAGAGACUUGUUAACUACAGAUCGAAGACAAAGGUGGUUGCGUCGUCGCCGGAGGAAGAUGAGAAAGAGAAGACGGUGGUGGUGGAGAGUUAUGCGGUGGAUGUGCCCGAAGGAAAUAGCGAGGAAGAUACGAUAUUGUUUGUCGAUACCAUUACUCGCUAUAAUCUUUCAUCACUUGCUAAGCUUACCAAGAAGAUGAUGGAACAAUCUCUUUAUGGUUAG
Molecule: messenger RNA, 519 nt
Organism: Eutrema salsugineum
Lineage: Eukaryota; Viridiplantae; Streptophyta; Magnoliopsida; Brassicales; Brassicaceae
Product: abscisic acid receptor PYL13
Exons: 2
Coding region: 1-519 (172 amino acids)
Biological process (GO): abscisic acid-activated signaling pathway
Cellular component (GO): nucleus; cytoplasm
Molecular function (GO): signaling receptor activity; protein phosphatase inhibitor activity; abscisic acid binding
Source: RefSeq, a predicted model, not a curated record